AGUUGGUUGAAGUUUGAAAAUUUGUUGAUUUCCAAUUGUUUACGGCGCCUUUUUUUUUUAUGAAAUAGAUUAUCGUUUAUUUUAGUAUUAUUUUAGUGAGCAUGAACUCUUCCAAAGAUAUUUCGGUUCAGAUAUUGAAGUGUGUCGAAGAGGCUACACGGGAAAUUUUAAAUUGUCAUGGAACCAAAGGAGGGGAUGAUUCAAUGUCAAGCCCAACUGAACUCUUUCUGAAAUUCUUUCCUUCAAAUUUGGCAUCAGCCAUCAAUACUGUUUAUUUCAAAGAAGAUGAGCAUGCAUGUAGCACAGAAAUGGAUCAAACUAAAGGUACCGAAAAAUUAAGACAAAACAAUUAUUUUUGUGUUACACUCCACAUUAAAACUUUACCACACAAAUUAAAUGCUAUAGAGGCAAUGGAACAUGAAAAAACUGUGAUGGAAAUAAUUGGCAAGAGAAGGCAAGGGACAACAGCAUGUCGAGAUGUACUACAGAAAACUUUGGCCAUUGAGCAAAAAAGAAUGAUGUCUUUGGAGGUGGCUUCAGAAGUUGUUAAUGUGCAGAAGUACAAGAGGCAGUCAGUGCCAUACAAAAAAGAAGAACUAAAACUUGGGGCUAAGAAAAUUUUGGAGAAUCUAAAAAGUGCUGCAAAGCAAGCUGUUGAUUUGAACUGUCAUGCUGAAGAACUCACUGAAGCUGCAAUAAUUUUAAAAGAAGCUGACACAUUUGACUUUUAAUCAAUUAACACGUUUUAAAAGUAUGUAUGUAAUGAAAUGUCUUGAAUAAAUUUCUGUUUUUAUGAA
Messenger RNA from Daphnia magna, 797 nucleotides. RefSeq lists its product as uncharacterized. NCBI's taxonomy places the organism in Eukaryota, Metazoa, Arthropoda, Branchiopoda, Diplostraca, Daphniidae. The coding region runs from base 102 to 731 and encodes 209 amino acids. The transcript is spliced from 3 exons. The record is from RefSeq and is a predicted model, not a curated record.